Messenger RNA from Hibiscus syriacus, 669 nucleotides. Its product is annotated as beta-taxilin-like. Gene Ontology annotation, molecular function: syntaxin binding. The record is from RefSeq and is a predicted model, not a curated record. The transcript is spliced from 9 exons. NCBI's taxonomy places the organism in Eukaryota, Viridiplantae, Streptophyta, Magnoliopsida, Malvales, Malvaceae. Bases 1 to 669 code for a protein of 222 amino acids.
AUGACCUGGCCUUUGUCGACUGUGUCGGUUCCAUGUUUUCUAGUGCUCAUUGGUGUUUUUUUUUCCCUCGCAGCAGUUGGAGGAGGAUCAGAAACUAAAUUUACUGAUUUGAAGGAAACGUUUUCAUCAGAGAGUGUGGAUUCCCCGAGGAACAAAAAAAAAGAAACUAAAACCACUGAAACCAGGCACAAGAACGCAAAACGUACACUAAAAUCUGAAAAGGAAUUUCUCAAGUUCUCUUUCAAAUAUCAACAAGUUCUUGCAGAAAGAGAUGCAGCGCCGACGGUGAGAGAUGAUAAACUUGAAUCACUUUGUAGGGAGUUGCAACGUCAAAACAAAAUGUUAAUGGUACUUUGCAAAUGGGUAUCAACAGAAGGUCAAAAUAUAAGAUUAGAUUUAUCGGCUAGGUUCCAUACUGCAAUCAAGGAUGUGGCCAAUAAGCUGGAAGAGCAGAAGAAUGAAAACCUAUCUCAACUGAAGGAUAAUGAGUUGUUAAGAGAUAAGUUGAAGCAGUUUGCUGAUCAAUAUGCUCUUGCUGAAAGACAAUUCGAACAAAAGCUAAAGCAGAAAACACUAGAACUAGAGCUUGCUGAUCUAAAAAUUAAGCAACAUGAAGAGAAAUUGAUCCAAGAACAAGUGCAGAUGAAAGUAUAUGCAGAGUGGUUUUAG